GGAAAAUAUAAAUUAGAUGUUUUUAAUGCAAUCUCUAUUUUUAGGAUGCAUUUUGAGCCAAACUAUUGUUACAUGCAGGUGUGUAUAUAACAUGUAGUCUGGCACUGUUUAAAUUGGAAAAGCCAUUUCAGAGAGAGGUAAUUUGCAAUCGGAGAAGAGAAAGCAUAAAACCUUUUCCUUAUCAGACUUCCAUUCCCAGCAGCUUUUCUUCUCCAUGAAUUGCAAGCUUGUUGAGAAGGAAUCGAGCCCACCCCACACUAUUUUACUUAUCUCAAUCACUUCCCACUCCUCACCCUGCUUCUUUUCCCAGUUUGAAAAGUUCUGUCGGAUUACCAUUACAUUUGUUCAUUGCUAAAGAAACUGAUGAGCUUUUGGCUCAAGCAGUUGCUACCUUGCAAAAGAUAUGUGCAGUUUCUUACUGUUUUGCAAAAGGAAAAAUAGGCGUGCAUGUUAAUUUGUACGUGUAAUAAACCAAAUGUUCAUGUUGCCCAGGCUUAGUUUCUAGUAUAAUGUAUGUAUGUAUUUAUGUACAUAAGCUUAACAUGUUAUUUUAGUUGUGUGCUGGUGUCCUAAACACACGCACUUAUGUACUCCAUAAUAUUAUGUAACUCAGUGUAUGCUUGUUUUGCUCAUGAAGAUUUGCUUGGUUCAUCUUUUGUAGAUGUUGUAGAUGUUACAGUUGCUGGUCUUGAUUCUAAACGUUACAGUGUACUACUCCUGGAUUUGCAUCAGAAUCUGCUGUAUUUUUUUUAUUAGUUACGAAAUCCAGACAGGAAAAUAUGAGUCAAUUUUAAUGUGACAUCUGUGCAGAAACAGAUUACGUAUAAAAUCAAGCACCUCUGGAACAGAAAACAACGAAUUUUGCUUUAUUAAUUGUUUAUUUAAUGUACAUUCGCUUUUCAGUAUUUUGAUAUUGUCAUUUUAUGAAUCUAAAAUUGACUUUAGAUAAAAUUUCCAUUUAAUAGGUAUAUAGUUAUAUACUUUUUUGUUAUGGGAAUUCAGUGAUUACUGAGAGGGUUUCAUGAAUAUCCUAGCAAAAGUCAGUUUGCAAAGGUUAAUGCUUUUAGUCUAUACAUCCUUCUUUUCUAAGAGAUCAGAAUCUCUUAUUAGCAGUCUUUCGAGGUUCAUUUUAAAGGGAAGGAGCUUAAAAAGCAGAGAAAGUUAUGGUUUGAACAUUGAAAUAAUGAAAACUGAGUUGCUCUCUUAGAACCCAAGGGACCAUUGUUACAUCCAUUUCUAGUAUACUCUGCUGUUCUUACAGGAGCUUUCAGGACAAAGAUUCCUGAAGUCAACCAUUUCAUGGCUUUCUUGCGAGCAGUAGGUUAUUGCUACUGGAAGAGUAGGCCUGUCUGAUUUAGUCUGUGUAGUGAAACAGCAAAAUUAAUUCCCUAGUGUGUGUGUGGACAGUCUGUAAGUUACCUACUCGGAUGUUGCUGGUGUACAGCUGUGGAUUGUUGAGAGAAAAACAUGCAGACUUCCGGUGAGCUGCGGACACGGAAAGGAGCGCGAAGUGACCGCUUCGUGGUCACUUCGGUUGAGACGGGGGAGUUUACCGGGUUCUGUAGGGCUUAACAAACCCGAGAUUCAAGGGGAGUUACCUUGGAAAACAGGCUACCCAGCGGCGUCCUUAAGCCAUUCUCCCCUCUUUCGGGGCCCAAAUUAGUGGCCUCAGGGGGGGAUUGAGUGGUGGACACGAGGGGGGAGCACCGCCAACCACGUCUCACGCAGCCUCAGGCUCCCGUGGUAAGCAGCCUGCCUCCGGGACAUCUAUCCUUUGCAUAUCUGGUGUAGAAAACCAUUGAACAGUAUUGUUGAUGAUAGACAUGCCUCUGGUACUCAUUAACACUCUUUAAUCUUUUAUGGGGUUUGUAGGUUUUGUGGGUCCCCCCCCAGUCUGUUUUUUUAAAAAUUAAACUUAUUAUUCUAGGAAAAAGGGGGUCUGCUUUCAGCUAUGAUGUCAGCAACAUACGAUUUGGGUUAUAUGAUUUUGAUGUACAGAGCAUUUGUUUUCUGGUCCCCAACUUUGCCAUAUACAGUGGUACCUCGGUUUAAGUACACAAUUGGUUCCGGAAGUCUGUACUUAAACUGAAGCGUACUUAACCUGAAGCGAACUUUCCCAUUGAAAGUAAUGGAAAGUGGAUUAAUCCAUUCCAGACAGGUCCACAGAGCUGAACACAUGCAUAGGUUUGUACUGUCAAGACUUUUUAAAAAAAUAGGAAUUCAGCUGCAGUGCUUACUGCCGUUGGUAAGGGUGUGGUUUGUUAAUUUAACAGUUAGGCUUGUGUGUGAUAUACAUAACGCAAACUUUUUUAAAAAUCAACUUGGUGUAAGACAAUUAACAAAUGUGCAUGCAUUGCCUACUUCACCACAAAAUUACUAAGAGUAAUACAUGAUGCUGGUGGGUAAAGGUAAAUAGCAAAAAGGUGAAUGACUGCAAGCUUGUUGGAACUGCCUUUCCCAUGCAAAUACCUGUUCAGAUUGUUUUCUGUUUAACAUCAGAUGCGAUAUAUUUUUCUACAUGGGAGGGGCCAUUACCUUAUGGACUGCCAGCACAAUACAAGUUCUCUCAAUACAGUGGUACCUCAGAUUAUAAACGCUUUGGGUUACAAACUCUGCUAACCCGGAAGUAGUACCUCGGGUUGAGAAUUUACCCCAGGAUGAGCACAGAAAUCACGCGGCAGCGGGAGGCCCCAUUAGUGAAAGCACGCCUCAGGUUGAGAAUGGUUUUGGGUUAAGAAUGGACCUCCGAAACAAAUUAAGUUCAAAAACCCGAGUUACCACUGUACAACCCUUGAGAGAGGGUCACCUGCAUUAGAGUUGCUAGUGCAGGCCCUCCAGUUCCAGUAACACCUGCACGCUGACCUAAAAAUAAAUGAAUAAAUAACCUGCAAAAGGUAUUUCUAAGCUGCAGUAGAAUAAAAUCAUCUUGACCUGUGUCCAGUUCUAUUGGAAGCUGUUUCGAAGAAACCACAUCCUGUAUUGAUACAAAUAGCAGAUGUAAUGCUUAUUGAAAAGAUUAGGAUUUGGAUGCUUUCCAGUAUUUGGACUAAUUCCUGUUACUAAUAAACUGUGGAACUUUCCCCCACCUUUCUUUAAUAAGCCUUGAAAUACGAUUCUGCAGUCUCUAAAUAUUAUUUUUAGUUUGUUCUCUUUACAUUCAUCUUCAUGGCUAUGAGAAUAAAAAUGCUUUGCAAGUCUCCCUGCCUUUUAUGUCUAAGUUAAAGAUAUCAAGGUCAAAAUAACUUUUGACAAGAGGCAGGAUUUUUUAAAAAAUGUGCAUGUGUAAGUUGUAAACCAUUCAUUGCCAUAUAUCAAUUUUGAGGGCAAAAUUGACAUUUAAAAAGAGUAUAAGCCUUGUAAGAUGACAUGUUGUCAUAACAGUCAACUUUGCAUAUUCUUGCUUUCCCUAGGCGUACUGCUACAUAUGAUUGUGUUUGCGAGAAACAAAUCAAAUAUUUUUACAUACUGUGCUGAUUUAAAUAUUCCUAUAAAGCACCUGGCAAAACUGUCACCUGACAGCAGCCAUUAUAUCAACCUCCUUCAACAGCCACUUUGCAGUACCUAUUAUAUCAGGUUGUGAUAGAGGACAGAAGAGAAGGGAUGCAGAGCCACUCUCCUGGUGCAGUUGAGAGACCACCAUCUUUUGGCUUCUCCUCUUGAACUUUUUUCACCCCAGCUGGUCAUUUGAAGAAUUUGAAACUACUGUAAAUACUAAGUUCUUAGUUUCUUCCUCUCACUUUCUUUGUGUUCCUAACAACUUUGCUACCUAUCCUGUAUCAAGGGAAUAGCAAAAUACAUGAAUCAUUUCAAGGUGCAUUGCACACAGCUGAAAUAACUUGGCAUCUGUAAUCCUGAAAUAGCUUUUGUAACAAACUAGAACAAAAUAACUUCCCCCAGAGGCUCGAUUUGAGAUUAGCCAUGUUGAAAUAGGCAACAUGAUGUUUUUUAAAAAACAACUUAGGUUUUGUAAAUAUAGACUCCUAACACUAGUGGAACACUAGUAUGUGGCUCUUGCCUUUAACCUGAUGAUAGAAGUUACCUUUACAUAAGAGCCCUGCUGAUUCAGAUCAAAGUCCGUCUAGUCCAGCAACCUGUUCUCACACCAGAUACCCAUGGAAAGCCCAGAACCACAAAUAGUGUUCUCAUCAACUGGUAUUCAAAAGCACUUUUUUCUGACAGUGGAGAUAGAAUAUAGCCAGACUUCAUGACUUUGUCUAAUCUUCUUUUAAAGCCAUCCAAACUGCUGCUCAGGGCUGCUUUAGGAAGAAGGCCAAUAGAUAUAGAUAUGGUAAAUAAGUUGUGGGCCACCACUGCAUCUUGUGAGAGUGAAUUCUUAACUCCCUAGCUCAGGGUUGCCAAACCUUUUGGACUAGUAGGCACAUUUCAAUUUUCCAAGUGUACUGGGAGUGCCAUACUGACUGCUGUGGAGGAGAUGUGGCAUAAUGCAGAAUGGCUCCCAUAGGCAGUGUGGCAUAACACAGAACUGGAGAGACAGAAACUGCCAAUAACUUUAUGCUUCACAAGGGAAGUCAGCUAUGUCUUGCUAGACCUGGUUAUGGGAAACACACACACACACACACACACACACAGUGAUGCCGUUACUAUUCAAUAAUAGCCUGUUUGUACCGCAUGCAUCUUUUAGCUCUUCCUGUCAUCCUUCCAAUUUUGAAUUCAUUGUACAGGUGAUGCUUUCCAGUCAGGAUUGCCUGACAGCAAGGUGAUCAGGUUUUUCUAUCUAAUCUUCAUCUACAAAGCCAGCAAAAUACCUGUCAAGAUGGGUGUGUAGAGGAAAAGCCUGUAUAUUGCAGGACCUCAGACCAGCUGUGAAAAGUCUAUAACUCUGCCUCUGAGGAACGAUUGUGAAAUGUAAGGGGAGUGAGGUAGACCAGAGCAUAGCACGUCUCCUCUCCACGUAGAAGAGAGAGAAAGGAGGAGAAUAUACAUAUUUUCCACGUAGCAACCAAAGCUAAUUUAUGUGAGAAGGUUUGUCAUUGCACAGUUUAAAAUUAUUUCAAAUGAAAUAAAGAAAUUUACCUAGGGAAUUGGCUGCAGUGCAAAGGUUUGAGUUUUGUGGUGACUUAAAUCCUUUGUUCAGCUGUCUAUAUUUCUCACCCUGUCCAGCAAUCUGGGGAAACCUCAGGUACAGAUGAAACUUACUGGGUAGCAUCAAACAAUUCUUAUUUUUUGGCCUAACUGUUGUUGUAAGGCCAAAAUGUGAUUCAUUUCCAUGAACAAAGAACUCGAUACAUUGUUUAAAUAUGGUUUUGUAUCAAAUCUGUGCUGCUCAUGUAAUACAUUUUUUAUUGGUACAAAUCUUGCUUGUGCCCCUUCAACUAAACAUCUUUAUAAACAUUAUCGGGAUGUGGGAAGGUACACUUCCUAUGCUGUGUAAUUCUUUUUCAAGGCUUAUACAGGCAUAUUACAGUGGUGCCUUGACUUACGAAUUUAAUCCGUUCCGAAGGCACCUUCGUAAGUCGAAAAACGCCAUUGGAAACGCGAUUUCCCAUAGGAAUGCAUUGAAAACGGAAAAAUUCGUAAGUCGAAAAAUCCCUAUCUAAAACCACUGUGGUUUCCCCCCGGAUGUCGAGACAUUCGUAAGCGUGCAGCCACUACCCCCAUUCGUAAGUCGAAAAAUUCCGUUGUCGAGUCGUUCGUAAGUCGAGGUACCACUGUAUCACUUUCUUCCUAGAUGUUUAAGCUAGAGUAAUGAGAACUGUGUGAAACUGCUACUUUGUGAAACAUGUUUGUAGUACAGUCGUACCUCGGUUUACGAACCGCUCGGGUUGCGAACAGUUCGGGUUGCGAACUCCGCAACCCCGGAAGUGUUUUCGGCGUGCGCGCUUUGCGCAUGCGCAGAAAUGGUGCUUGGUUUGCGACCUUUCGGGUUACGAACUGCGACCCGGAACGGAUCGUGUUAGUAACCCGAGGUACUACUGUACUAUUAUAUGCCACUGCAUACACAGACUGUAUACUGCAUAUACAAUCAGCUUUCUUGGGUAUACUGUGUGUGUGUCUGUGAGACUGAGUUACAGGGUGUGCAUAAUAUACAUGUUUGUGUCUGUAAUGCUUUACUUCUAGUCUCAGGUGCUCAAGGAUCCCCCCCUCAAAAUAUUUCAAAAUGUUAUUAAUAUUGAUGGCACUAUUACUUCCAUUUACAUCUGAGAAACCUGGGGUUCAGGUUAUCCCAUGACACACUGCCCAGUUGUCUCCCUACUUCCCUAGAACUCCCUCUUUCCCUUUUGAUACUUCUCAACUACACAAUUGUAUCAGACAGAACAGCUGAGAUGGUUGGCUAGCAUACUUUCAGCAAUGUGUGUUACUUAAAAGCAUAUUUUUCUGCAAAGAUUUAUCGAUCAGAUUUCUUCCAGAAAAGUGUAGCUUAUUAAAAUUAGUUAACUGAAACAAAUGGCAGUUUUGUGGAUUAACACUGUUCUUGAAUAGAUGCAGUUCUGUUUUGACAUAAUUCUUACUAGAUUCUAAAAUACUGUUCUGUCACUUUAAACUAUUCAGCCUUUUGAGCACUUUAGUGCACUACAACCUCCCUUGAAUAUAGAAACAUUCCUGUUGUUCAUUCACCAGGCAAGACACACCCCAGUGGAUGCAUACUAUUCACCCAUUAGCUUUCUGUCCUGUCAGUCAGUUGUCUGUGACUAGCACGUUAUUCUGUCUUCUAGCAAGACUCUUCUGUGCCUGGAAUUGAAAGCAGGUAGAGAGAAUGUUGUGUGGAAAUCCUCCUGUAAAGCUAAAAUUGCUUUAAUUUAUUUUUCCAAGGGAAAUGAUUCGUUUCUGGUAUGGCAAGAAAGGAAGAAAGCACCAUUCAAUGAAAAAUAAAUAUACCCUGGUAGUGUCAGUGGCUGAGUAUCACCGCAGGAUCGAUGCUUUAAAUAGUGAAGAACUGCGCACACUCUGCAGACGUCUCAAGAUCACCACAAGGGAAGAUACACCUUCAACACAGGGAACGAUAAAGGCGACACUGGAGCCUGAGGCAUUUCGGCCAAAUCUUAAUGACCCCAGUGAAUUGUUACAACCGGAGCAAAUUGAAAAGCUCACAAAACAUCUUCCACCACGAACUAUUGGGUAUCCAUGGAGCCUUGUCUACAGUACUGCAAAGCAUGGCAUGAGCUUAAAGACCCUGUACAGAACCAUGAUGGGGCUGGACACACCAGUACUAAUGGUAAUCAAAGACAGUGAUGGACAGAUCUUUGGGGCACUAGCUUCCGAACCCUUUAAAGUGAGUGAUGGUUUUUAUGGCACUGGAGAAACCUUUCUUUUUACCUUUUGUCCAGAUUUUGAGACUUUCGCGUGGACUGGGGACAAUAUGUUCUUUCUUAAAGGCGACAUGGAUGCCCUAGCUUUUGGUGGUGGAGGGGGUGAAUUUGCACUUUGGCUCGAUGGCGAUCUCUACCAUGGAAGAAGUCAUUCUUGCAAAACAUUUGGGAAUCGCAUUCUUUCUAAGAAAGAAGAUUUCAUUAUUCAAGACAUUGAAAUUUGGGGCUUUGAAUAAAAUAUAAACUGCUACUACAAAAGGUUGUCCCAAACCUGAAAUGGAUCAGUGCAGCUCAAAAAGCCCUUGAAGCAAUAUAAUGCAGCAAUGCCUUUCAAAAUUCUCUGCAUGGCCAUCUAAAUACCUUUACAUAAAACAUUAUUUAGAUUAUUUUUAACCAGUCAUAAUUGGAGUUUUUACUUUAUAGGGUAAGAUAGGUCUCUGUUGUCAUGUGGCUUGUCAUCCCUGGUCGUCGCCCCCCCCCCCCAUCCCCACUACUCCAAAGCUUUCUCAUACUAUUUUGGGCUAUUUCAUCAAGAAAUCAUUUAUUUACACAAACUGUAGUGAAACAUGUCCCUAUGGGCCUAAAUAAGAGAGAAAUGGAGAUUCUGAAAUUUUUGACAGUGAUCAAUUUGGGCCAUUUUUUUUUAACCAUUCAGAUGGUGCCACUUACUAGACAAAGUAUUCAUCCACAUUCAACGGUGUCAUUUCCUUUCAUGCGUAGAGAAUUCAUGUCUGUUGUAUUUUACAGUAAAAAUGUAGCUGCCCUUAUUGAUUGUAUUGACGUAUUUUGCACAAGCUGUUCAUGAUCUGCAGGAUUGGGACAAAUGUUGGGUAAUGAUUGAGCUACAUGGUCAAGAGAAACAAAAUACCAAUGCUCAGUUGGACAAAGUGAGCGCAAUGCAGUGGAGAAGAAUAGCUAUAGCAGGGGCAUUAUAUGUUCUAAGACUAUGAAACAGAUGCAUUUUUUCCCCAAACAGCAUAAAGUGUCAGAUAUAUAGAUAUAUAUACUGUUUUAUAGUUUUUCUGUUGUAGCUUCGUAGAACAUCGUCUCCAAGAAUUGCUCCUGUCCAAAAAAAGAGAAAAAAAUAUAGGUGUGGUGUUCUCUCUUUUUUCUUUUGAGUGGAUGUAUGUUGUAAACUGCAGUUAGCACCAGCUCUGAUUCAAUGAGGUAAUGUACUCUAGGUAGACAUUGUAACCCAGUAGACUUGUAAUAUGCAAACUUUACUGUUCCGUGACCUCAAAAUGAAAAACAAGACAGGCUAAAAUACAGUUAAUCAGUAGCUCUCGUUCACUUUUGUAGGAGAACUGAAAAGCCAUUGUGGCAAUAAUCGCUCAACAACAGUUUGUUUCAAAGCUUAUAUUCUAUGUUUAUGCAAAAGCAAAAAUUGGAAAAAAAAGCUGUUAAGUGUGACAGUGAAUGAUUUUGUGCUGGAAUCUCAGCUGUUCCAGAUGAACAUUGUAUAUAUUUCUUUGUAAAUUAAUGUUUAAAAGUAGUUUUUGUUAUUUUAGAGAGAGAAAGAGAGAAAGUGUUGAUUGACGGGUUGCUUCUAGCACUUUAAAUUAUUCUAGAAAUAGAAUAAGAAGCCAAAGGGUUUGGCUUAAAUCAUUCGCUGUUGUUGUAUUGUAUGUCGCUAAUAUAAAGUUCUUUCAGAAGUUCAAACACUUUAUCGGAAGGAUGUUUACUGCUGUGGUAACGGGAAAGGGGAUGUUCUAUCUCAACAAUAUGCUCAUGCUUAAUACAACUAAACAUACAGGGCGUAGUUUUCUGUCUCAAUGUAUAGCUCUUUACUCCUGUUAGAACAUAGUACAAUAUAUGUAGAUUAAAUGUUUACAAAUGAAACUGUAAAUAAAUUAAAUGGCUUUUUCUCCCCUUUGGUCUUCCACAGCAGUAUUAUUGUCUUUGUGGGUUUAAGACUAACUAUAAACAAUCCUGUAAUGGAUUUUAAGUACUAUAAGGUCAUACUGAUAUACAGCAAAUAAAUCUAAGUACAUGUAACAUGAAA
Zootoca vivipara (common lizard) is the source of this 9270-nucleotide messenger RNA. NCBI's taxonomy places the organism in Eukaryota, Metazoa, Chordata, Lepidosauria, Squamata, Lacertidae. The record is from RefSeq and is a predicted model, not a curated record.